Messenger RNA from Hipposideros armiger (great roundleaf bat), 3300 nucleotides. RefSeq names its product catsper channel auxiliary subunit beta (gene CATSPERB). The transcript is spliced from 27 exons. The record is from RefSeq and is a predicted model, not a curated record. Lineage: Eukaryota; Metazoa; Chordata; Mammalia; Chiroptera; Hipposideridae. Gene Ontology annotation, cellular component: cilium; CatSper complex. The coding region runs from base 1 to 3300 and encodes 1099 amino acids.
AUGGAACUGCUACUUUUACAUGUUGUAAUCCUCCUUUUGAACAUGUUUGAUUUUUCAUCAGGAAUAAUAUAUAAUAAAGGUGAUAUGGAGCAACACUUCGCAUGUGCUAGCAAAGGGUUCCCCAAAAAGAAUGAAAUAAUCAAGCUGUAUCUUACCGCAAGUGACUUGGAAAUCCAGUGUGUUUUCUUAUCUGAAAGUAAGGUUACUUCAAGGGAAUUUCUAAAUGUGUUCACAUCAGGAGGACUUGCUCCUAGUUUGGGAAUCAUAAAUAGUACAUAUACGGGCGUCUUCCACUUUAAUUUAACUUUGUUCAGUGACCGGGUUUACUGGUUGAUUAAUAUUCCCAGAGAAAACAUUACAAAAAAUACAGAUAUCGCAGCUGUAGAAGAAUGGUUAGUAAGAAUCACGUUACACCAUGGAUUACAUAUUUAUACCACUGAAGGAACACUGUUGGAUAGUGUUCGAGAACCAAUUCUUCAGUGGAAUCUUGGGACUAAAAUGACAAAAAACAGCGUCAGUAAAUUAUAUCCACACGUGGUAGCUCUAAAAGUGACAAAAUGCCCCUGCGCCAAUGAUGUAGCAUUGCUUGGUUUCAUUUUGAAUUCGACACUUGAUGGUGUUUACAUAGGCCUCAGCUUUUGUGGAUUUUGGGAUUAUGAUGAUACCACGUGGUAUAACCUGACAGAUACGAUCUAUUCCCAAAUUGGAGAAGAACACACAGAGCUGUCAGUGGUGGAUAUGGUCUUAACAAAUCAUUUCUUAGUUAUCCUCACCUCUUUGGGUGUUUUUAUAAGUAGAGAUCUUCGUUACCCAUCAUCUUCAGUCCUAAUGUUUUCAAGGGCAGACUUUUGUGGUUUUGAAAGGGUUGACUAUAUCAAAGGAAAACUGUGGUAUAAUGAAAGGUGCUUUGCAAACAGAGAACACUUUGAAGUUGACUAUGUUACCAUCACCUUUGAAAGAAACAGGACCUUAAGUGAGGCAAGCUCUUGUUUUUAUAGUAAAGAGCCAUUUCUUGAAUGGUUACCUUGCUUACCUCACAUUUCACAAGGAAUGAAAACUGUAAUAACGUUUCUCGUUGACCAAGACCAUAGCUGUGGAGUCUACCUCUUAAGUAACCAGGUGAAAAAAGAGGUCACUGCCUCUGUACGCAUCCUAAAAAAUAACAAACCAGGAUUAAAGCAAAAAUUUCCACUUUUCACGUUUCCUCCCUCAUUUUCUUCUCCUGUUGGAAUGAUAUUCCAUCCACGAAGCCAUUUUCUGUAUGCUUAUGGUAAUCAGGUAUGGCUUUCAAUUGAUGGUGGCAACACUUUUGAAUUAUUGGCUGACUUUCAUGAUGAUAUCAUAAAGCAUACUUAUCAUAGUUUUUAUACUUCUGAUAUUACUUUUGUUUCCCAGAGUGGAAAGGUUUACUUGACGAAAGCAGGAUUACAAAGAUACACUGAAAUUGGAUCUGUUACUGAUAAAAUCUUCACACUGUACUAUGACCACAUGGGGUUCAUACAUAAACUGACCCCAGGUGGCUCUGAAGCUGGCAAGUCACUUGCAGCCUCUGGGAAUUCUAAAGGUAUUUUUGGACAGGCUCCUGAUAUGGGCUUUGAGGCUGCACUUGCUCUGCAGUAUAUCACCUUAAAUGAAAUGAUCUUUUAUGCAUAUGUACCCGAGAAUGAACCUGAGGAAAGCAGAUACACCAAGAGAUUCAACAACAUCCACUUGGGAAAAGUGAUACACUCCAAGAAAACCGGAACAGCUUACAUAAAAAAAAUAUUGCAACAUAAAACUUCUGAAGGAUUUUUGUCCUCAGUUAUUGCAGAAAUGGUAGACCCUUUUGGAAUAGAAGAUGUGAGUGAGAGCUCUUGUUUGUCUAGUUCUCUUUCCAUCAAUCAAGAGGGAAACUUCUGUAAUCUUACUCUUCAAAUGCAAAGUGUUGUUAGUUCCUCAUUCCAAGAUUCGGAUAUAGAGAAGACUGUGGUGAUCCCGGGUUACAGCAGCUUCCUGAUCACACGCAUUGUAGAUGCUAAGAAUGCUUUAGCUAUUGCUACCAUGCCCAGAAGAAUACCCAACGGUAUGACUUUUGUAAAAGACUCCUGGUUCUUAUACAACUUUGGGCAGAGGAAUGGCCGAACAUGGACUAUAUAUGCAAAACCAUGCAAUUAUUGGUUUCAGCAACAUGACGAUUCACUAUCCCUCAAUGUCCUGAAAUACAUUGAUCUGGGGAAAUCGCAGUCUUUAAAAGUCAAGGUCAUACCUAAUAAAAAAGGUAUUCGAACCCUUGAAAUACCGCUACUGAAAGUCAUUGUUGGAAACCCAACUUUGUUGGAAGUUAAUGCUGAAGGCUUUUUUGAUGAUACUGAUAGUUAUCUAAUGAAAAUUUCUGCAGCUAGCAAAGCUUUACAUCAAGGUUCAACUUCAUUGGCAUUUAUUGCCUGGGGAGCAUCAGCUAACUGCUUUGUUACAACAUUCGUACCAAUACUGAAAAGCAGCUGUAGUUACCUCAAAUCUCUACAUCACAUUCCUAGUCGACAUAUCCCGUUGGAAGACUGGAUCAGUGGAGUUCACAAAGACAGUCAGGGCUUUAAUAUGAUCAAAACUUUACCGAUAAACUACAGGCCUCCGUCUAAUAUGGGAAUCGCCAUUCCACUUACAGAUAAUUUUUAUCAUGCAGAUCCCAGCAAACCCAUACCAAGAAAUCUAUUUCAUAAGUCAAAGAAAACUGGUAAAUUCAAACAGUGUGCCAAUAUGUCUACACGGCAGGAGUGUAAUUGCACAAAUGAUCAGAAGUUUUCCCAUGCUGUUGCUUUCUCAGAUUGCAGAGAAAAGGUAAGAUCACUUUUAAUACCUGAAGACAGAAUACUUCCAUUAAUAUCCCCAUUUUCUGUGAAAAUAACACACCUGUGCUUAAAAUAUACUUAUGUACUUUUAGAGCACGUUGUACCAGAAAAUGUAAAAAAAUUGAAAGAUUACUUAGAACCCAUUCUUCAUGCUUCAGUGUAUAAUCCUUCGGGCCUCAACUUAACUAUAAGGGGCUCUGAGCUCUUUCACUUCAGAGUGUCCAUUGUUCCAGGGGUCACCUUUUGUAACUUAGUUGAAGAAUUUCAGAUUUACGUGGAUGAAGUGCCAUUGCCGUUUCCAGGACACACACUUAUUGCCAUUGCAGCUGCCGUAGUGCUAGGGGGAUUAAUUUUUAUAACAUUUCUGCUUCAAAUACGUAACAUCCACCCAUUGGAUAAGUGCCGAAGAUGGUUUAGAAGAAGCAAAGUGAACUUAUCAAAUGUCAGUUCCAGUCAGCUGGCUUAUAGAUGA